Oreochromis niloticus (Nile tilapia) is the source of this 7103-nucleotide messenger RNA. RefSeq names its product opioid receptor, delta 1a (gene oprd1a). Lineage: Eukaryota; Metazoa; Chordata; Actinopteri; Cichliformes; Cichlidae. The record is from RefSeq and is a predicted model, not a curated record. The coding region runs from base 387 to 1523 and encodes 378 amino acids. Gene Ontology annotation, cellular component: neuron projection; plasma membrane. Gene Ontology annotation, biological process: neuropeptide signaling pathway; G protein-coupled opioid receptor signaling pathway. The transcript has 3 exons. Gene Ontology annotation, molecular function: neuropeptide binding; G protein-coupled enkephalin receptor activity.
AACCCCAAACCUUACAUUCCCGUUGACUCCAGUGUGACUUCAUAUAAAUGAGCAGUUUUGACGUCGACGCACGGGUUUAUAAGAGAGCUGCCGGGCUGUGAGGUGGGGGUCUCCGAGAGUAUAAGAGGUGUACACACAGCUAGAGCGCACAGAUGCAGCUGCCCGUUUCCGGGGGGGCACUUACUCUUCGUCCGUUUGGAUAGAAAACUCUUACUCAGAGGCUCUAAUCUGCACAUUUUUUGGAAACUCUCCUGCUCGCCUUUUCCACUUCUUCCCCCCAGUUUGACUAGUUUUUUUCUCCUGCCUCAGUUCAAAUCUUUACCUUUCUUCUCACUGUUGCGCGGUUAAGUUUUCAUCACCGAGGACAGAGUGGGCAGCACAGCAGCAUGGAGCCUUACACGGUCCCUGGAGCUCAGCUCUCCCUGUCCGACCUUUACUCCGUCAUCCCCUUCAAUGUCACCCUCCCGGACGAGGAGAGCGACUUAAUGGGCGACAGGCUGCAGAACUACACCGAGCAGCAGAAUCCAGUGAGGAGCGCCGGGGGUAUAAUCAUAGCCAUAUCCAUCACGGCGCUCUACUCCGUUAUUUGCGUGGUGGGACUUCUUGGCAACGUCCUUGUCAUGUAUGGAGUGGUCAGAUACACCAAGAUGAACACUGCUACAAAUAUCUACAUCUUCAAUCUUGCUCUUGCCGAUGCCUUGGCCACCAGCACGCUGCCCUUCCAGAGUGCCAAAUACCUCAUGAACACCUGGCCCUUUGGGGAUGUCCUCUGCAAGCUCAUUAUUGCCAUCGACUACUACAACAUGUUCACAAGUAUCUUCACCCUCACAAUGAUGAGUGUAGAUCGCUACAUCGCCGUGUGCCACCCAGUCAGGGCGCUGGAGUUUCGGACGCCUGUCAAGGCCAAGUUGAUCAACAUACUCAUCUGGGUCCUGUCCUCGGCAAUUGGUGUGCCUGUCAUGAUCAUGGCUGUGACCAAAGUGGCAGACAAUGGUAAAACCACUUGCAUGUUAAAGUUUCCUGAGCCUGACUGGUAUUGGGACACUGUGACAAAGAUCUGCGUCUUUAUCUUUGCUUUUGUGGUCCCUGUGAUGGUCAUCACCAUAUGCUAUGGUCUCAUGAUCCUGCGUCUGAGGAGUGUUCGUCUGCUCUCAGGCUCCAAGGAGAAAGACCGCAACAUGCGCCGCAUUACCCGCAUGGUCCUGGUGGUGGUGGCGGCCUUUAUCAUCUGCUGGACCCCCAUUCACAUAUUCAUCAUUGUGAAGACCAUGAUAGAAAUUGACAGCAGGAAUCCCUUUGUGAUAGCUAGCUGGCAUCUGUGCAUUGCUUUGGGGUAUACCAACAGCAGCCUCAACCCUGUCCUCUAUGCAUUUUUGGAUGAAAAUUUCAAGCGAUGCUUCAGGGAUUUCUGCCUCCCCUGUCGGACCCGUGUGGAGCAAAACAGUCUGACCAGAGGCCACAACACCACCAGGGAGCCAGUGUCCAUCUGUGCUCCAACAGAAGCAGGAAAGAAGCCGGCGUGACUAGGCAUGGACCGGGUCCCCCAUUGCUCUCGUUCAAGGAGGAUCCAGCAAGAUCUCCAAUCAGAAGUCACCCAGAUCUCCACAACAGAGUUUUAAAAGAUAUUUUCAAAGCAAGAGUUGACUGUGUCAACUCGUGCUUUCUUCUCUCUCAUUUGGCUGUCAAACGAGACAUUCAAAUGAAUAAUUAAAGGUAAUGGAAAACAAGUUUCACUCUGAUCUUAUAUUUCUAUUAAAGUUCUUACUGUCCCCCUUCAAAGUGAUGCCUUACGGAGGCACUGAGAGUAGAAUAAUAUUGAUGGCCUAAAAUGUUAUAUCAAGAUAAUGAAACAGUUCAUAAUUUAGAGAAUGAAAGCUGAACUUUCUGAUGACGCAAAAAGAGUAAAGAAAUCCCUGAAGGAGUCUGUCUCAGUGCCAUUCAUAUGGCAUUUAUCUUGGUACUAAAAUAGAGCAGAGAAUGACUGAUGUACAAAAAGCCAAAAGUUUAAAACAAUGGCCUUUUCAAAUCCAACUUUGCCAUUUCAUCCGAGACAUUUGAUGUGGAUUAAAAGACUGAAAAGUAAGAAUUUUGGAGAUUAACUCUUUCCAUUUGUAUAUUUAACAUCAUCUCAUAAUAAGUGAGCCUUACAGAGGAGAAUCAUACAACUCUUGCCCACCGACAGCUAGAUGAUGAAUUACAGUGUAGUUUGUUGCACAACGCCAGCAACUCUUUACAUGGAGAAACAGAGAAUUCUUCUUUGGUAUUCCAUGUGAUUCAACCACCCUUUGGGGGAUUUUUUUGUAUUUUUCUUUGUUUUAAAAAGAGACACUUGGCCUGUGCUGAAAGACAAUUUUGGACUCAGUGGAUUUGAAAAAGGUCUGUCAUAACAGACGUGGAAUCAGAAUUGAGCCCACUCUAUGGGGUUUGUGUUUAGAAAAAGACAGAAUAGCAUCGAACCACUUGUGUUUUGAUUUCCAUGGGCUUCUUUUCUGCUUACCUACUUGACUUUCUGUAGUGGUGUCAAACGCACAGAAAGCCUCUGAGCAGAAUCACUAAAGGAUGAUAAACCUGCCAUGGAAGAACACUGUCGGCAGCCACAACACUUCACUCAUUGUAUUGGUCUAUUGUUCAGACUGAGACUGGCUUUAUCUUAUUUUCUAGACGUCCAUCCUGAUGUCAAACUAACUGCUCCAAGGGUUAUUAAGAUUAUUGAUCAUUUUUAAAUUAGAAAACUGUUACACUGAAUAUCUGUAGCACAUUUAAGACAAGUAAGAUGGCAUUAGCCAGAGCUAAAUCAUUCUUGGUGUUUUAUGUGCUAUGACGGUGCUCGACAUGAAUCAAACUCCGUCAAUGUGAAGGUAAUGAUCAUUUCAGCUUUGCAUACACAAAGAGUUGUGUUAGAGAUAAUAAUCCAGAGUUUAUCUGAAUUUGCUCUCAUGUGGAAAUAUUUCCGAGACAGUCACGGUCGCGUUGGUGAGUACUGAAAUGCAUAGUUGACAAAAUGAGGUUAAUGUAGCAGUAACAACACAUCGGAGCAGACUGUGAAUGAAAAGAUGGUAGAAAAUGAAUUAAAAAUGUAAAUUUGUACAUAAUGUUAAGCUUUUGCAUUACAACAAAUUUGGCUUCAGACACAGAUAAAAUGACCACGAGGUACGUCUGUGGUUCUGUAUUUUUCCUUAACGCUUUGCUUAUAUUGGCAUUUGAUAUUUCUUGAUAUUUCAUCACCUUGCUUUUGAUCUAUGUGGCUCAAAAAUAUUUAAGAAAAAAAGCAAAGAAGAAAGAGAAGCAAAAUAAGUCUUUACAAUUUGUUUGGCUUUGAGUUUGUGUUCCGUUUACAGAUUCAGCAAUUUCCCUUUGGACUGGCUGUGGACUUCCCCACAGAGAUAUGGUCAGAAGAGAAAAACAAACAAACAAAAAAAAUCUCUGUUUGCAGCAGGAUAUUGAUACCUUUGUAGUGUAUGUUUUCUUACAGUGAUAGUGUGUGAUAUAAAGUGUUAUGUGGUGUAUAUACCUGCUCUGCGUAGCUCUAAGUGCCAAAUCUGUCAGGUGUGCAGAAUAUGUCUGAGCUGCUGUUAUCUUUGCGAAACCAAACUAUAUCAGGAUGGAAUGUACAGACUUAGCGAUCCCAAAGGAUGACAAGUGUGUAAAUUUCAGUUUUGACUAAAUCAGCAAUUACUACAAAAAGCAAAGCAUGAAUCAUGUGAAUUCAGGGUAUGAAUAAGUAAAAUGUAUGUGGAUGAUUUACACUGUACAACCAGGAUUAGCCCUCCUUAUGAGGCUUUCUCAUUCUUUUACAGUCGGAUACUUUCCAUAGGUCGAUACAGGGAGCUACAAAAGGAAUGUUACUUUCUCUGUGUGAGUCCAAACCUGAAAAAAAGUUUUAUACUACCACCACCUUUGUCUAUUCCAGUCAUCUAAUAUUGCUUUAAUGGAUAUGGAGGCUUCAAGCUUUACCAGGGAGAUGGUCCUCAGGCAGUUGAACUGAAUAUCUGGCCAUUUUGAUACACCAUGAAGGAAUACAGCCAGGUUUUUGUUGCCUUAGCUGGCCUGAAAAAACAAAAAACAAAAACGUAAAAACUUAAAAUACAGGCUAUCACAAAAGUGGUUAUCAACUUUCUUCGAUAAGCCAACCUUCAGAUUCUGUGCACACUCUCAUAAAAGGGGUGUGUCAAGGGCCAACCAGUAGAAUUGUGGAAUGACAGAGACUAGGUGCAUAUAGUACACAUAAACAUACGCAGAUGCAAAAAAUGACGUAGUAUUGGCAGAGACCUGUGGCUAGACUGAGCAAAUUCGCUCAGUCUGCAGUGCAUACCGCUUUCUAUGUGAAAGGGCCAUCACAGAACAUGUGACUGUUUUUCUGCACAAGUCCCAACUUACUCCAAUUAGAGACAUUAUUAAAUAAUGAUGAUAAAAUGGUGAUAAAACUGCUUAAUUAGUAUAAAAAAAUGUAACAGUACAAUGCAACCCAAGUUGCAAAUAAUAAGUUCUAAUGCAGAAGAAAAUUGUUAAUAUUGGGGUUUAGCUCAAGAGGUUAUUUGAGCUAAGGUUAUUUCUAAUAUCAGAACUGCACAUUAGAGCUCUGAAACUUAAAAAUUUAUACAUUUGAACAUUAAAGGUGCCAUAGCCUACUAUAGUAGACAUGGAAAAAAUCACAGUUCACAAUUCACAAGUUCACAGUAUUUACUUUUCUUGAUUUAAUAGGUCUUCUUAGUUAUAACAAAAGCUCUUUUUAUUUUUCUAAUCUAUGUUUUAGUAGCUGCAAUUCCAGCAGUGUAAAACAGACUUCAAAUAAAGCAGAUUAGAACCAAGGAUAAAAACCUUUGUAGAGUUUUUGCAUCACCAACUGACAAUACGACACAGUUGGUAUCUUCAAUAGAAUAGAAUUGUCAAUGUACAUAUACAAUAACACUGUGGGUGCUCCACACCAACUGUGCAGGACAUAUAAGUAGUGACGAAACAGGAAUAAAUGACAAACAAGAAGAAUAUGUACAAAAUAAGAGGAACAGUUGGGUUUCAUUUAGGGGUUUUAGCUGCACAUAUUCCUACAGCUGGAACAUAUAUAACACUAACAAUAUGCUGUGAAUAAUAGAACCAUUGUAACAGAAAACACUGACCUCAAGCUCAACACAGCUUGCUAACCCAUUAAUCUCUUUGUCAUUAGCCCUGUAAACCAAUCAACUUAGUCUAUUUUUAGGUGCUAAGCAAUAUUUAAUUAUUUGUUGCCUUUCAGAAUAAACACUACUUUUAUUUUGGAAGAUUAAGUCAGAGACAUUAAAUCCUUAUUUUGGCACAAAAAUAAACAUUUCCUAAACCCCGCCUCCUGGAGCUUCAGGACUCCAAAACUUGAACAUGACAGAUCGCGUCGGGCUGUGAUUCAUCUAACCAAACCUGAGUCCCAACAGUAAAAACCAGAAAAUUCUAAGUCAUCUUUUGUAAUGGAAAGCACUGAAACAAUAUCCUGUUAAUAGUCAAAAGGAAGCCUACAUUUUCCAGUGAGAAAUUACACAGAAGUGUGUCCUGUGCUACAUGAAACAGGAUUGGGUACACAGCUUCUUUUUUAUGUGGAAUUUGGUAUUCCAAAUAUAAAUUUUAAUACAGAAAAACUGUUUGGCCAAAUAAGAUGCAAGAUUUAAUUUCAAAGAUGAAAGCUUCUGGUAUCUGAGACUAUCCUUGUUUAUAAUGUGACAAAAAGGUAACCGAUCCCCGCCUCUAAGUGAUUCUCAUAUAACCUGCUGUGCUACUGAUUAAAACCAGCAACAAGGACUACACUAAGUAUUUUUACAUUGAUUAAUCAACUUUCAGAACUCUAACCACAUAAAACAGACUUGCCAGACUUUAAUAUUCAGUUAACUUUGAUACAUUGGUUUACAUGUUAGUAUUAUAUGGAAACUGUGUGGAAAUGCCCAUUAUAUAUGGACGCUUCCACAUUUCCACCAUUUAAAAAAAUAAAUAAAUAAAUAAAUAAUUCAUUCUUGAACAAAAUUCCAUUGUGUACAAAUUUUACUAAUCGUUAAGUUACACACAUUGUUGUGACACGUGAAACAAACGCAAACCGAAAAUGUGACACAGUGUGCUUUCAAUGUGGGAAUAUGAAAUGAAUACAUGCAAUCUUCUGUUGUAAAAUUAUAUUGCUGUUAAUGAUCGCAGUGUGUGUGAUAAACUCCAUGCAAAGUUUCGCUCAGAUUGGCCCCGUGUUCAGGAAAUACAGACAUAUAUACAUAAAUACACUAUGAUGAUCACUGCUAUGCAACGAUGUAAAGCUUUAAAGCUUCACGAAUAUUUCAGUGACUUUCGGUAGUACGAUCUAUGUCGUCAUAGUAAUUUAUCAUGAGCUAUUUAAUAAUUCCAGCUUAACUGGUUAAAUUCCAAUGAUCAAUUCAAUUCACCCAAUUAACAGAAACAGCUGCCUUUUGGCACUUUAUAUUGAAACAACAUUAAACAACCUCGUUUGAGCAAGCAUUUGGCAACAGUGGGAAAGAAAAACUCCCUUUUAACAGCAAGAAACCUCUAGGAGAAGCAGGCUGAGGGAGGAGGAGAUGAGAGGAAGACAGGAUAAAAGACACGCUGUGGAAGAGAGCCAGAGAUGAAUAAUAACUCAUAAUUAAAUGUAUUAGUAGUUCACUCCUGAUACAGAGGAGAAUCACUAGGGAGACUUGUAAGAUGUGAAAUAUCAGUAAAUGCUAUUACUGAUAUAUUGUUCAGAAGAGUUCGUCUGAUUCAUUUCUUAAUCUUCUGUCAGGGUUUGUACAUUUUUUGCACGCCUGUCAUUUACGUUGUAUUAGUAUAGUUAGCCACUUUUGAUGUUGAUACAUUACAGCUUAACUCUGUAAACAGAAUAUUAAAGCAGCCUUUGUGAAUUUAAUAGAUGUAGAUUUGUGUUAUAUGCUAAGCUGUUGAUAACCACUGACUGCAAUAUCAAAUGCAAGGCUAAUCAUAUUUAACACUAUACUGCUUCUUUUGCAGUGUUAACAUAUUUCUUGGCUUCUUGGUGCAAAUGUUGUUUAAAACAUUUAUCUUGCAGCUACUGUGUUUGUAGUAUAACUUCAAUUGUAGGCAAAAGUGAAGAAAAUAAAAUAAAGCUUUGAAUAAACUUUGUGAGCUUU